AUCGUGUGCCAAACCAACCCUAAUCCUUUUCCACUCCUCAUCCAUCGUGCCAAACCCUAAUUUCAAUUUCAAUCUCAAUCCAUCGUUGCUAUCUGCACUCUUCCAUUAUUCAACACACUGACACAGCCACAGGUAGCAAGGUUUCCUAUCGCUUCAUCCACAGUAAUGGGAAAGAUGUUCGACAAAAAGAAGAAACUAGCUCACGGACAUGGACCUCCCAAAGAAGAUUCCAACAUGCUGGAACAACAAAUGGACAUUAGGUCCAUCAUGAAAGAUGUCCAAAAUUUCAGCUACUCGCAUAUGGCAUGGAAAGAGCGCAAGAAAAUUGAAAAUAACAAGGUUGUUUCUCUUGGUGGGAAGCCCCCUAAGAAUCAGAGAUUACCUUUAAGUGUGGCACGGCCGAUGAUGAAGAAGCAAAAGGAGAGGGAGCAGAAAAUGCUCCAAGAGAAUAUGAUUCUUGGACGAUUUGGGGGGAAGCUUGGUGGUAGCAAUAAAAAAUCAGUUGGGAAGCACAAGCCUGAGAACAGGGGUCUGAAGGCAAGUGAAGGGCGUUUUAGAAAUGGCAUACUCGACGUGAAGCAUUUGUUAAACUCAGCAGGACCAUCAAAAAACCAUGAUACUAGUAGAACCAGUAUGUUUAACUCAGGGAACAUGAAAGGAGGUGGGAUGAAACAUGGUAAAAAAGGUGCUGGUAAGAACCGGCACUGAGUGCAUCAUUGUGGAUAGUGUUUUAGGAAAAUAGAGAUGAGUCAUUUGUCAUUGUGUAAGACCUUUAUCAUAGCAUGUUUGCAAGCUUUUCUUCUUCAGAAUCAAUUUUGACACCAGAAUCUAUUCACAUAAGCUUUUCUCUGUAAUUGAUUUAACUUUAGAAUCAAUUAUAGAAGAAUUUCAAAAAAUGCUCUAAAUAUAGCAUGAUCUUUACAGUGUUCAACUGUCAUCUGAUGUAAACAUAUUUAAUGGUAACAAGUCAAAUUUUGAGGCCA
Messenger RNA from Lotus japonicus, 983 nucleotides. RefSeq lists its product as uncharacterized. The transcript has 4 exons. The coding region runs from base 166 to 708 and encodes 180 amino acids. Gene Ontology annotation, cellular component: nucleolus. Gene Ontology annotation, biological process: maturation of SSU-rRNA from tricistronic rRNA transcript (SSU-rRNA, 5.8S rRNA, LSU-rRNA). Lineage: Eukaryota; Viridiplantae; Streptophyta; Magnoliopsida; Fabales; Fabaceae. The record is from RefSeq and is a predicted model, not a curated record.